AUGUAUGGCGGGGACGAAGAAUACGCAACCGGCCGUCGAAUUGCCACUCGCAGCUCCCCGGGGAGCCCAGAGUCUGGAAACUCGAACGAUUCCAAUGAGCUGGAAGAACCUUUCUUCUCGUCAUUGUCCUACAUUGAAGCACAGCAGCAACGUCUCGACUCUGAUUCCACCGGCAGCCACAGCACUCGUAGCCGCUUUCGAUAUGAGCCACGCGUGAUCGAAGUGGGUGGAGAUGAUGAUGAUGCCGACGAUGAUGACGGCAGCAUCACGGAUACAUCAAGGAGAAGCUCUGCCAAUCGCCACAGAGACUUGGCCAGUCGUUUCUUGGAAACUUCAUUUGAUCAAGAAGACAGUCCUCCUGCCAAAACACAACCUUCCCGUUCCAUCAACGCGGAUCUGUUUGGCUUCUUGACAGGCAUCAACUCUCCACAGGAGAACAACUUCUGGGACCAGCAUUCUGAACGUGGAACUCAGGUUGAUCAAAGCGUCAACUUGAUGGAUGUCAAUAUGACAAGCUAUGAGCAUCAACCCCGUGAUACUAAAUCGACCCGCACCCAGGCCCUCAAACAACCCUUUUCGCUGCUUCUCCAACCAAGCUCCCCAAAGAGACAGGUUGCUAAUCCUGUCGCAUCCAGAGAAGCCAAGCCUUUGAUGGAUAUUGAUCUGAGCAACAACCUGAACUCUGAUGAUCCCACUGCUUCUUCUGCUUGGGCGUCCAGAAAGGACGUGGCCUAUAGACGAAGCCAGUCGCUGGUCAUGCUAGGUCUCUUUCUCGUUGUUGUGUCCACAUUCAUUGCGUUUGUGACUGUGCCAAAGCACGGUGGACGACUAUUUGAGCUCGAUGCCCAAAACGUUGCUUCAGCAAACGACACGGAUGCUUUCGUAGUUGAACAAUCCAAUCUCACCAAACAGAUACCAGAGGAAUCAUCCAGUGGCGACGCUAGCCACUUUAAAAUUGAAGACAACUUGACAGCAGGAAGUGUCGAGGAUCCUGGUGACUCCAAUGUGACAAUGGCGGCAAAACAGGGCACAACCACUUCAAUUUCAAAGAAAGCUGCCACCGGAGGUGCCGGAGAGAAGUCUGGAGAUGGCAAGUUGGAUGCAAUUUCUGAUUCAGAGCCCACAAUCACCGAGGAAACUUGGAAAGAAGAUAACCAGAAGGCACGGAUAACGAAUCCCUUGCUUGAUGCUAUCGCAAUGGUGCCUCAGAAUGGAUCGCGAAAGGAUGCCAUUCGGUACAUUCUGGCAGUGCUUGACGUGUCAGAAGCCGCCGAUUUAGACGAUCCGGACACAGCGGCCUACCAAGCACUUGAGUGGAUAAGCGACUACGACGACCUUCAGUUGGCAGUUCCAGGGUUUGACACUACGGUGAGAUAUGAUCCGAACAUUGAUAAUCUUCUUCAUCAGAUCCUCGAACGAUACGCAUUAGCUGUGCUAUUCUUCGAAAUGGGGAGCGACCCAAAGUACAAAGGUGAGGCAUCAAAGGAGAACCGCGAAAAAUUCGAAGAAACCUGGAUCAAGGGCACGACGUGCGAGUGGUUUGGAGUUCAAUGUCAAGAACACAGGGUAGCCGCUCUCAAAAUCUCAAAGUCCCUCUUAGUUGGCAGACUACCUCGAGAAAUCUUUUCAGGCGUGGCUCUGCCAAAACUAACCAGCUUGGACCUCAGCUACAACUCCAUUCAGGGGUGGUUGCCGAAUCUUGUCAGUGCUCAGUUGGCGCCGAGGUGGAGUUUCAGUCCGAUCAAAGAAUUGCACCUACAGCACAAUCAGAUGGGAGGGCAUUUGGAUUCAAUGAUGGAACUAAAGAAUCUUUCUUAUGUGGAUAUCAGCCACAACGGGUUCAAUGGAGACAUCCCUGAAUACAUCGAUAAUCUGAGCAAUCUCGAGUUUCUAUCCAUGUACAACAAUGGAUUAGAACAUGACCUCCCGACAUCUUUAGGCAGUCUUACCAAGUUGACAACCCUUCAUUUGGACGGGAACAAAUUCGCUGGCACCGUUCCGUCUGCGUUGGGCCGCCUGCAAAGUCUGGAAACACUCCGCCUGCUUGACAAUAGGUUGACCGGCACGGUUCCGGGGGAAGUAUGUGACUUGUUGUCCCUUGGAAGUUUAGAAGUGCUUAUUGCGGAUUGCUCCCGUCAUCAGAUUUCCUGUGACUGUUGCACAACGUGCUGGAGGGGGUAG
Seminavis robusta is the source of this 2181-nucleotide messenger RNA. The record is from the annotation of a GenBank genome assembly. NCBI's taxonomy places the organism in Eukaryota, Bacillariophyta, Bacillariophyceae, Naviculales, Naviculaceae.